Molecule: messenger RNA, 3581 nt
Organism: Siniperca chuatsi (mandarin fish)
Lineage: Eukaryota; Metazoa; Chordata; Actinopteri; Centrarchiformes; Sinipercidae
Exons: 3
Coding region: 200-2014 (604 amino acids)
Biological process (GO): regulation of transcription by RNA polymerase II
Molecular function (GO): DNA-binding transcription factor activity; RNA polymerase II cis-regulatory region sequence-specific DNA binding
Source: RefSeq, a predicted model, not a curated record
GAACCCGGAAAUACAAUGUCUGCUACGUGACCAAUUUUUUUUAACGGAAGUAGGCUACGGUAGAGAUGUAAUGAUGUAAUAAAGAACAUGUGCAUUUUUUGUUGUUAAUUGUUUGGAACCUCAGUGUCUGACAUAUUGAAAUCGUUGAUGUAAAGCUAAGCCGUCGGUGUGGCGACAACAUCAGCGUUGGUUUAAAUUCAUGGACAAAGACAAGUGUAGCGACAUUCAUGGUCAGUGCUCCUGGAUGGAGAUGCAUCAGUUUAUUGGUGACCUUAUCACAUCUGGAAACACCUUGAAGGAUCAGCCAGAUGUGCUAAAUGCAGCGUGGGGCAUGGCUGGUGGUGUUGAGGCUCUGGGGUUCAAAGUUGCUUCACUUGGACCUCCACAGCAAAGUCGACCUGCCCAGGACAAGUCAGAGGCAGAGCCAGGCCUGCAGAUCCAGAGGACGGGAGAGGCCAGAGACAGGAGAGAAGAUGUGCAUUUUGCCUGCACCUGCCCUGGCUGCCCUUACUCCACUUCUCCACCUUCCUUUGAGACUUUAAAACCCAGACAAUCUUUGUCCUCGCCACCACGCUCGGAUGCAGUAUGCCACCAUUUACUGGAUACGGAACCAAGCAGCACCACGACAUCUGAGCUAGAGACCAGGCCGUCCAGCCGACCACAGAGGGGGGAGGCAGACAGAGGGACUCGGAGCCCAGACCAGAACUCAGACACUCCUCCUUCCAGAGCGUCCUCGGGUUCCUUGUCCCACCUCUCCAUGUUUCCCUGCUUGUGUUGCCACCGCAGCCUACAAACCCGCACUCAGAUACUGAGCCACCAGGAAGGCACGGACUCCCCGUUUUGUCACACCCAUGCCCAUCAUCAUUUUCAUCACCACCACUGUCCUGUAAGCUCUUGUAUAGCCUGCCCCCAGCUUGCUCGCUCUCAAGCUCCACAGCUCUCUGGCCCUUUUCCCUGCUUGUCUUGCCAGUGCUCCUUUCCUACCUGUACUCAGGUGUGCCACCACCAGCCCAGACAAACACACACUCAGCAACAAGAGGAAAGAGGUAGGGCGGCUACGACCAUGUUGUUGCUACAUCCCUGCAUGCACUGCUCUGCCUCUUUUUCCAGGCCAUCCCAGUUGCUGCAGCACCAGCGCUCUGAGCACGCCCACAAACCAUCCGGCUUCCUCUGCACAGAGUGCGGCAGGGCCUUCAACUCGCACAGCAACCUCCGCAUCCACCUGAAUGUGCACACUGGUGCCCGGCCCUACUCCUGCUCCGACUGCGGGAAGAGUUUUAGCCAGUCAGGGGCUCUGAAGAUCCACAGGCGCAUUCACACCGGUGAAAGGCCAUAUUCCUGUGGAUUUUGCGGCAGGGGAUUUCCCCAUCUGGCGGGGGUCCGGGCCCAUCAGAGGACCCACACAGGGGAGAAGCCCUACCACUGCAGCCAGUGUGACAAGUGUUUCACCCAGUCAGGAGCUCUUAAGAUCCAUACCCGCAUCCACACAGGAGAGAGGCCCUUCAUCUGCAGCCUCUGCGGGAAAGGCUUCUCCAACCGCUCCGGGAUCCGCUUCCACUACCGCACAGUCCAUGGUCUGGCCCCCGAACAUGCUGGAGAAGCUGGAGCUGGGGGUGCACCUCGGGGACCAGCAGGCUGCGGUUACCCACCUGGACGUCCCAGGACUUUUCCUCCAGCCGACGUUGGGCUAAAUACAUCCAACAGCUCAGAUAGCAACUCAUAUACAGCUCCAAAUUCCAGAGAUUCUCCUGCUCAUCCUGGCUCUGCUCUGCUUGGCGGUAAUGAGAGCAAAUCUCAGUCAGAGGGAGCAAACCGAGGCAGUGACAGAGCGGGGCUUCUGUAUGCAUGUGAAGACUGUGGCCUACGUUUUAAGGAUGCCCCGUCCAGGAACAGACACCAGACUCUGAUGCACUACUCCUCUGAGGGAAGAGAGGAGGAGGAGGAGGAGGAGGAGGCGCAGAGGAAAGAGUUAAGCACAAACGAGAGGGCCCGCAAUAACAGUGGAGCGAAUUAAUGUUGUUGGUACAUUACAACAGGCUGAACAUAAACGACAUCGAAACACCAGAGUAAAUAGUGUUUAAAAACAUUUUAAGUGUUGAAAGUAUUUGUGUGAAAUAUAUUCUGUAGUUAAGUAUUACUCUUUUCAAUUUGAAAAGCCUUUGAUGUUGGCCUACUUCUUUUCGAGUUAUUAUAUAGACUUAAAUUAAGUUUUUCCAAUUACAAAUGAAAAAACACCUUAAAGGAUUUCAAGGUGAGAUUAUGUAUGUUAUUUUCGAAAAGUCAGUCAUGCCUGUUUUCACCUUUCACAGAAGGUUUUUUAAUUUAUGAUUUGAUAGAAGUUCAUACUUCAGAUUGGCUGACAUUUUUCUAUCAGUGAGGAAUCCAGUUGCCUGUUUGUGCAGAUUCAUCACCGCUACAGGCUUUAAGUCUAUUUUAAAAUAACCUUAAACACCUUGCUGCUGCAAUAACACACCAGGCCAACUUCUAAAGUAUUUUUCUUAUACAGUUGUUUUAUUGUGCCUUAUUCAGCAGUGGAAGAGGUUAGAAAGUUAAUCGCUAAAUGUGACACCACAAAGCUUGUCAAAGCAUUUCUAGAAAAUUACAUUUUGAGGGUCUUUAGUAACAUUUUCAGAUGUAAUGAAAGACUACCACUGCAACCUGACCCGUAUUAUACCAAAUGCCUUGUAAUAGGAAAAAGUACAAUUUUCUAUCUUCUUUGGUUUUCUUCUUCUUUUGUAUUUUUCCUCCAAAGUGAUCAGUGUGAACGACAACAAUGUCAUAUCAGUUUAUUUAAAUUAAGUUCUUUAGUAAUUUAAUCUGUUUAAGACCUAUAUGUCCCAUACAAAAACAAAGAAAAUCCAAUGGACUUUGCACGGCAAAGAAAAUUAAGUUAAAAAAAUAAUCUAAGUAGAGAAUACAGAUUCAAUUUUACUUAAGUGUUUCUCACUUGUGGGAAAGUUGCUGUAUAAUGGCAAAACAAAAAAAGGCAGCCACAUACUGGAAUUGUUUUUUAAUGUUGAGGUUUUGUGAUACUCUUAACCCCUCAAAGGGAAAAUAAAUCGACUGGUGGGCAAAAACAUGACAACACCUCUGGAGUUUGGUUGAGGAAUGUGAGUUGUGCUCAAGAACAACAUCACCUUGCCUGUUGUGCCUUUCCGUGAUAUGCUAUAAUCCAAGCAUUUAUUUUAAACCAGUGUUUGUUUGUUACUUUACUAUGUAUGUUAGAAAUGGAAGACCAGCAGACAAAUAAUUACACAAUCCAUUGUUGUUAGAUUUUUAAAGCUCAUGAGAGCCACCUAGUGGUUAUACAUAAUCAUAGCAACGAUUUUAACCACUUUAUUACAGUGUACCAUUUAUAGUGCUUCUUAAGUUUUUUUUUUUUUACAAAACAUGUUGAAAUACAUUGACAUUGUGUAUACAAUGUUUUGUGAGGACAAGUAACAUAUUCAAUCCACUUUUUUUUUGCAUUAACCUGUUAAAUAGACUGAAGCAUAAAUAGACUGAAGCAUACAUUACUGUAUGUGUUUUUUGAAAGUGCAGCUUGUGAUUAAACAUUUCAUCAAUAAAAACAGUAUCUCUGA